Molecule: messenger RNA, 3224 nt
Organism: Cherax quadricarinatus
Lineage: Eukaryota; Metazoa; Arthropoda; Malacostraca; Decapoda; Parastacidae
Source: RefSeq, a predicted model, not a curated record
UGGUGGUGCCAGCUCCUGUACCACACCCCAACACACUCCCUCGCUCACCACCUAAACAAAUUGCACCACAAACUUAAAAAGAAUAAUCACAAAAGUGACCAACAAAACAAUUUACCAAGUGGUAAAUACAGUUAUAAACGUUUCUGCUACUGUGACAAUAAUGAGGUACUAAUUUAUUUAAUAAUGAAGUCGAGCAAGAAUCCUUCAUUCAACAGAUGAAUCUGAAACAAGCAUGUUGACUUGAAAAUUUUGGUGGUCAUUACACAGACGUUCUUGACUGGUGUUUGAGGGAGUGUAAUAAGAUACAAGGAUACAGUAGGUCAGAAUGUACGUGAAUAUUAACUCACGUGUGUUCGAAAGGUGGUUAAGUAAGUUUAUUUAGGCACAGAUACACAUAUGUACAACUAUCAUAUACAGAAAAUUACACAGGAUAACCCCAAAAAAAGGUCAAGAGUGACUUUGUUGAGUUCACUGGUGGUUCUGUGUACUCGAGGAGUGAGCUCGUUGCUGUGAUCAUGACUUGCCUCAUUCUCACUCUCACUCUCAUCACUACAUAUCUCAUCCAAGCUCAAGUCCAGGGCCAGUCGCGGGGUCAAAACAGCUUGGGACUCCAACAUGAGGACAUGGACGAUGGAGACUUCCAGGACCCCCGGAGACACGGUAAUGGCUUUUCCCGUGGGUUCGAAAGGGAUGUGUUCGACAGACGUGAUUUCGAUAGCCCUGGAUUUCGAAAUCCCGGGUUCGAUAAUCGCAAUUUCGAUAGCCCUGGAGUUCGAAAACCUGGGUUCGAUAACCAUGAUUUUGAUGGUCCUGGGUUCGAUGAUUUUGAGCUGGAAGGUCCCGGGUUGAACUCGCCCGAAGCGAGGUUGCCUCCGGAUGAACGUACAGAUAAAGGAGUGAACACAAUGCUGAAUGUGGACCACCUGAACGUCCCUCCAGGCAACUUGACAUGCUACUCCUGCAAGCUGGACUUCCGAAAGGCGGUCUACCAGUGGAACCACCCGUGCCUCGGCCGACACAACGGUAUGAACGUCAGUGCCGACUACUUGGUGGCUUGUGGUCCUAAUGACAUCUUUUGCAGGGUGGAGAGGACGGAGGUGAAUGGAGUGUUGAUAACCCUCACCAGGGAGUGCACAGAUGUUUGCUACUUCGGCUGCCGACCCAAGGGCUUCGGCAUCAGCUACGAGUCAUGUGCCAAGUGCUGUACCAUCCACGCUUGUAAUGAUAUGUACCCACUCAGUAGAGCCUCCACUGAUACAUGGCCCUCAGCAUUCACACUCCUGGCCUGGUGCCUUGUCAUAUUCAGCCGACAGAAAGUUUCAGUGUGAGAACACUGCAGCGACGCACACUACGAACUGAAAUUAAAUACCUCAACAUUUUUACUGGUUAUCUUAGUGUCCGAAUAAUGCUGGGAUCUCCAGCUCAAAUGGACUUGAUUUUGAGACAACAUUAUCAUACCCGGGCUGGUUGGGUUAUUAGGUUGAAAGCCUAUCGACUACGCUCUAGUCAUUUUAAGGAUACUUAUGACCCGUUGCUCUAUAGCCCUUGUGGCUUAGCGCUUCUUUUUUAUUAUAAUAAAUUAUCACCCGUUCACUAUUUUAGAAUGUUUUAAUCCCUAAUAUACUCCAUUUAUGCAAUUUUUUUAGGUGCUAACUUUCAUUAUUUUGCAUCCAGAAUAUCCUAUAAACCUAACUCAUUGUUAAAAUUUACAUAAUAUAGUUUAAUUUUGCUAACUUAUCUAAGAACUGACAAAUACAUUUUAUCAAAUAUAUUUAUUUUUUCCCGUUUCCCUUGAAUUUGUGAAUAUAGCCACAAUACCCUUACUAUCAUAUGUGUGGUGACUAAUGAAAUUUUGCUAUGAUACUCCUCAACUCAGGGGCUUUUGUAUAGAUCACUCUUUGCCUUAGCAUUUAGACCUAAUGAUGUAAUGUAUCCAUAAACCUCAUAUUCCUAAAUAAAUCCUACAUAUGAGAUUUUGCAGAUGAGGUCACAUAGUGGUGAAUUCACGUCAUGCAUAUACUGCUGGUAAAUUGUAAGGUAGUAAUAAUGUACUGUUCACAGGCUGCGACAAGUGUUUGAAGAAUUUUGAGAUGCUGGGGCAGAUAAUUUUUUUUUUAUCGCUUUCCUGUCGAAAAAGACCGUGGAGCCAAGAGGAUAGUGGUAAUCAAAAAAUGAAAACUGAAAGGUAUGUUACCAUACCUUUCAAUGGAGAGGCUUUUGAUCCAAGGAACUAGAUAAUUCCUCCCCUCCUAUGAUCGAACCCGAUUGCUUCCCAUUCCCCAAUCUUUAAGCUGACAUUUCUGUACACAUUUUAUUUAAUUUUAUCAAAGAAAUACACAUUUACAUUUUUAAUAAACAGCUAAUUUAAUAUAUUUUUAGUUAGAUUCGAAGGAACAAGAAUGAACACUGCACUAGGCUUACUAGCCCAUGUUAGGUCCAAUUAACCACAUUCAGUUCAUAGCUGCCCACCUUCUAUUUGAAGCUUCAUAAAUAUUAUUAUUAAAUUUAGUGGAGAGCUAAAUCUGUUGGGGUUAUACAGUACCUGGGAAAUGGGAAGCAAUCAGGUUCAAUACAAGUCCAAUUCCUUGCAUCAAAAGCCUGACCAUCAAAGUAUCUUCAGUGGGGGGUCAUAAACAUUGAGAUACUCAGGUUAAUACGCGUACAAUACAAAUACGAAAAUAUUACUUACACUAGCAGUAAUGGCGGACAUCUUUUAGCCCGCUAAAUGCCAUACCACGGCAUCAUUCAUCCAGUCACUUCGCAAAUAUUAAGAGUUCGUAUUUUGUUCGUCUUCAUCGUGUCAGGUACAGCUAGGUUGAUCAAGACGGGUCAUGACCUGUUUUCUCCUUCAUUGUCUCUACUGUGUAAGGGCAGGUUUCUCCUGGAAGACAAGUCGCCAGACCCGGAAACUUUCUACCAGUGUGAAUAUCAGAGACGCUGUAUACCCGCCACUUACACGUCAAAUUACCAUCUGCGUAUAUCUUAACAUUUUUUCUUCUGUCAGAUGACAUGUGUCUUUGGUGAUCACAAUGCAAAUUUGUGACAUGUUUGUCCCACACAAACACUAUAGCUAGACGAGAGAGUGGAUGUGACCAGCACUGUGAUGGACGCAGCUGUAAACUCUGUAACAAGAUUAUUAUUACAGUCUUGGGUGCGCUAAACCCAUAGAAGACCUAUAGCAACAUUCUCAAAUUUAAACGUAUAAUAAGCAUGAUAUUUGUUUA